AUGGCUAGUGAUUUGCGUGAUUUAAAAAGGCAGGAGAGGCAGUUGUUGGCAACGUUCGAGGGUGCCAGAAAGUUUUUACAGAAAUUCAAAGCAGAGAAACAUAUUGGGCAAGUUGAGAGUCGCCUAGAGCUUCUUGAAACGGCAAUGAAAAAGUUUUACACCGUUCGUAGAAAAAUAGAAUUGCUGGUCGAGGAUGCUGACGAAAAAGAAUCAACUGACUCUAAAGAAGCUGCAGCUGAACGGGCUACGCGGGUGCAGAUGCUUGCUGAAAGGCGUGAGGCCGAAAAUGUCGAGGUAAUGCAAUCUACAGAAGACCUUUAUUGUGAGCUUAAGUCAUCGUUGCAAGCUCUGCUUCCCAAACCGAUCGAGCAGCCAGUGUCGUGUCCUACACCGACCAUAGUACAGGCUGCUCCCGAGACGAUGUCAAGGGUCAAACUCCCCGAGAUACGGCUGCCUAGUUUUAGUGGCAGAACUAGUGAUUGGGUUACAUUUCGAGAUAUGUUCCAAAGCCUGAUUCACAACAAUAAUCAACUCAGUGCGAUGGACAAGUUUUCGUAUCUUCGCUCAUCCCUUGUAGGAGAAUCCCUUCAGGAAAUUGAAUCCAUCGAGAUGACGGUAGCCAACUAUGAAAUCGCAUGGGAUCUGCUAAAGAAGCGCUACGAGAACCGCAAAUUAAUAGUAAAAGCGCAUCUUGAUGCAUUGUUUGCUGUGGAGCCAAUGAAGCGGGAGAGUUACGACGGCUUAAAUCAAGUGAUUAGCGAGUUCGAUAAAAACUUGCAAAUGUUGGAAAAGGUGGGAGAAAAUUCUUCGCAAUGGAGCACUGUUUUGGCACAUAUGAUGUGUUCGAGAUUGGAUCAAAUCACGCUGCGACACUGGGAAUCGCAUCAUAGCUCGAAAGAAGUUCCAAAAUACGACGAGCUAGUUAGUUUUCUUCGGAAUCAUUGCUCCGUCCUUCAAUCAAUUGCUCCGCUGAGACCAGCACAUGCGGAGGUGAAGAAGUCGAAGUUCUCCGUUGUUCAUGCGUCAACACAGUCGUUUAAACGAUGCCCAUUUUGUGGCGAGAGCCCGCAUUCCGCUUUCAAGUGCCAGAAAUUUUUGAAGUUGAGAGUUAGUGAACGAUAUGAGAAGGUGAAACGAAGUGGGUUGUGUUUGAAUUGUUUUUCCCCCACGCAUUUGGUUCGAGUGUGCACAAGAGGUGUGUGCCAGCAUUGUCAGACGAAACACCACACGCUUCUGCAUAACGCGCCAUCGUCUGGUCAAAGGUCUGCAACGUCAGCAGCAUCGCAGAAUGAUUCCUCCGUCCCACGAGUCAAAUAUGGUCCCCAGGCAAUGAACACACCGCAAACACAAUCACAAGCCCAGAACCAAACCACACCUACUCAGCACACAAGUCAAUCUACAAGCUCAUACCCUAUUGCCAACACAAAUUCGCAACAUACACCAAACACCACAGAUCAAGUAAUCAAAUCCAACUGCUUCAAUACCAACAUCUUUGCCUCGACAAGGCAAGUUUUACUCUCCACCGCCAUAGUGCGUGUGUCAGACAUGUAUGGAAAUAUCCAGCUAGCCAGGGCAUUAUUGGACUCCUGCUCGGAGUACUGCUUUAUAACCACAAACCUCUCUCAAAAGUUGAAGUUAGUGGAAGGUGCCAGCUACCUGUCUGUAGCAGGUAUUGGUGGUUCUGUAGUCAAAUCUACAAGAAAGGUUGAAGCAACGAUUGCGGCUCGAUCAUUCUCAAUUUCAUCAUACGUGGAAACUGUUCAAUUACAUGUACUUCCAAGGCUCACAUCCAAACUACCCUUGCAUGCAGUGAAUUUGCAGAAUUUGGCGAUUCCGGAUACCAUAACACUCGCAGAUCCUGAAUUUCAUCAACCGGGUCCGAUAGACCUCAUCAUUGGGGCGGAAUACUACUACGAUUUACUGAUGAAUGAGCGGAUGAAGCUUACAGAUGACGGACCCACUCUUCAGAAAACUGUUUUCGGAUGGGUUGUAUCGGGUCGUAUCCCUGGUAGUAAACUUGAAGUUCCUAGAACCAUUACUCACUCGUGUUCGACACAUGAUCUUCGGGAGCUGCUAGCAAAAUUUUGGGAAGUAGAAUCAUGCAACAUCAAGAGUACGCAUUCAGAAGAAGAAUCGACCUGUGAAGAACUCUAUGAACGCACGACGGUACGUGACAGUGAAGGAAAAUUUGUAGUAACACUUCCCAAGAAGGACUACGUAAUUAGUCAGUUAGGGGGUUCAAAAUCCAUCGCACUGAAAAGGUUCUACGGACUGGAGAGACGAUUCGCUACGAACGAGGAGUUGAGAAUUAUGUACAGUACCUUUAUGAAUGAAUACAUCUCCAUGGGUCAUAUGCAACAAGUACACGAGGAAGCGAGUGACUAUCCCUCGUACUACAUGCCUCAUCAUGCGGUCUUAAAACCCGAUAGCACAACAACUAAGCUGCGGGUUGUAUUCGACGCUUCCCGUCGUACAUCUUCGGGAAUAUCCUUAAACGACGGACUCAUGGCAGGACCCGUUGUGCAGGAAGAUUUACUCUCCAUCAUUCUUCGGUUUCGAUUUCGUCAAUUCGUAUUGGUGGCAGAUGUUGCCAAAAUGUACCGUAUGGUAAAGGUAGUCGAUGCUGAUCAAUCACUUCAGCGCAUACUAUGGAGAAGUUCUCCAACCGAACCUGUCAAGUCCUUCCAAUUAACCACUGUUACAUACGGGACAGCCUCGGCGCCGUAUCUGGCAACCAAAAGCCUUCAAAAGUUGGCAUCUGAAGGAGAAGCCACACACAAAGCUGCAGCGAGAGUAAUCAAAAAGGACUUUUACGUCGAUGAUAUGCUGACAGGUACAGAUGAUUUGGAAGAGGCAAAGGCACUAGCAGCAGAAAUCAUACAGCUCAUGAAUUCAGCAGGCUUCACGUUGAGGAAGUGGAACUCCAACAGCGCAGAACUCCUAUCGACUAUACCACAGAUUCUGAGGGACGAUCGAGCUACUCUCGAACUUGAUUCGUCUACGUCACCCAUAAAAACGUUGGGGCUGAUAUGGCAACCAGCUUCCGACAAUUUUCUAUUUGUUUUUCCUCAGUGGAACCCUGACCCAACAAUCACCAAACGGGUGGUACUGUCGGAUACAGCUCGUAUAUUUGACCCCCUUGGCUUGAUCGGUCCUGUCACAGUUCUGGCUAAAAUUUUCUUGCAGGAUUUGUGGAAGCAUAAGGCCGAUUGGGAUGAUCCGUUACCAGAAGAUCUUCAAACAUUCUGGAAUGAAUACCGCAGGAAUAUCGCAGCUCUCGAAACCCUGACGGUUCCAAGAUGGACAUGCUACACCAACGAUUUGAAAUCGGUAGAGCUACACGGUUUUUGCGACGCUUCGGAGGCAGCCUAUGGGGCUUGUCUAUAUCUGCGGUGUGAGAUGGAAGAUGGCUCAGUCACUGUGCGUUUGAUCACCUCUAAAUCUCGCGUUGCUCCUUUGGAAGACCUCUCUCGCAAAAAGAAAAAACUCUCCAUUCCUCGCUUAGAACUCUCUUCAGCCUUACUUCUUAGUCAUCUAUAUGAAAAACUGCGAAGUAGCAUAGAAUUACCCGCUAACGCAUAUUUCUGGACAGACUCGAUGAUUGUAAAGUGUUGGUUAUCUUCACUGCCGUCCCGGUGGCAGAUAUUUAUAGCGAAUCGUGUAUCAGAAAUACAGCAUCUCACCAAAAAUGGAGUAUGGAGUCAUUUGCUGGUGUUGAGAAUCCAGCGGAUAUCAUUUCGCGAGGAAUGA
Wyeomyia smithii (pitcher-plant mosquito) is the source of this 3750-nucleotide messenger RNA. RefSeq lists its product as uncharacterized. The transcript has a single exon. NCBI's taxonomy places the organism in Eukaryota, Metazoa, Arthropoda, Insecta, Diptera, Culicidae. The record is from RefSeq and is a predicted model, not a curated record. Bases 1 to 3750 code for a protein of 1249 amino acids.